CCCUUGGGGAGAAGAUCCACUCAUUGGUUUUAUACCAAACCUGACAAGGCCUCAGUUGUCAAAGGUGGCACCAGGAGGAUGUCACACAUAGGAGUAAAACUGUUCCUAGAGCAAAUGAUGAUGAGACAUCUGGAGGUGAAUGCAUGCUUGUACCCACACAUGGAGGCUUUGUGGGGGACGGAGGGGUCUCUGAAAGAGAGCUCCAGUGAGAGUAAGAAAUCCAGCCCACAAACGGACAGUCUUGGUCCUGAGAGCGCUCGCCAGCACUUUCGGAGCUUCUAUUAUCAUGAAGCGCCUGGACCACUUGAGGCUGUCAGCCAACUUCAGGAAUUAUGCCACCAGUGGCUGAGGCCAGAAAUCCACUCGAAAGAGCAGAUCUUGGAACUGCUGGUGCUAGAGCAGUUCCUGACUAUUCUACCCAGGGAGACCCAGACCUGGGUGCAGAAGUACCGUCCACAGAGCAUCAGAGAGGCUGUGGCCCUGGUAGAGCGCUUUCAGAGAGAACCUGAUGGAAUAAGUGAUGAGGUCACAAUCCAUGAGCUGGGAAAGGAGGCAGUGCCCUUGGGAGGAACAGCAGUGGCCCCAGGCUUUAAGUGGAAGCCAGCAGAGCCCCAACCAAUGGGUAUGUUCCAGAAAGAAUGUUGGAAUACAUACCGGGUACUACAGGAACAGCUGGGCUGGAAUACUCACAAAGAAACCCAGCCUGUAUAUGAAAGAGCUAUGCCUGCUCAACAGAUUCUAGCCUUUUCUGAGCAGAAAAGCCCCCCAAACUGGAAGAUGGCAUCUGAGCUCAUCUUGCCUGAGUUCCAGAGCCUGUUGACAUUUGAAGAUGUGGCAGUGUCCUUUUCUGAGGAAGAAUGGAAGUUACUGGACCCUACUCAGAAGAUCCUUUACAAUGAUGUAAUGCAGGAGAACUAUGAGACUGUCAUCUCUCUAGGGUUAAAGCUCAAAAAUGACACUGGAAAUGACCAACCUAUAUCUCUUUCUGCAUUAGAAAUACAAGCAUCAGGAUGCAAAGUAUUAAGAAAGGCCAGAAUGAAAGUUGCCCAGAAAACAACAGGCAAAGAAAAUCAUGGUGGUACACGCAGGGUACGGAGACGGCACCGAGCUUUUCUAGGGAGGAAAAGAAAGAAACUUUCAACUUGUAAACAAGAGCUUCCAAAACAUAAGGAUCUUCAAGGGAAAGGCCAUGCAGGAGAGAAACCUUUUAAGUGUCAGGAGUGUGAGAAAAGCUUCAGAGUUAGCUCUGACCUUAUUAAGCACCAGAGAAUUCACACUGAAGAGAAGCCCUAUAAAUGUCAACAAUGUGAUAAGAGGUUUAGGUGGAGUUCAGAUCUUAAUAAGCACUUAAUGGCACACCAAGGAAUAAAACCAUACAGAUGCUCAUGGUGUGGAAAAAGCUUCAGUCACAAUACAAAUCUACACACACACCUAAGAAUUCACACAGGAGAGAAGCCCUUUAAAUGUUAUGAAUGUGGAAAAAGAUUCAUUCAGAACUCCCACCUUAUUAAGCACCAGAGAACCCACACAGGUGAGCAGCCGUAUACUUGUAGCGUAUGCAGGAGAAACUUCAGCAGGCGGUCAAGCCUUCUUAGACACCAGAAACUCCACAGGAGAAGGGAGUCCUGUCCAGUAUCUCCAGUCUGAAGAAAGUCACCAUGUGGAUCUUGACCCUAGAGGUGACGAAAGAGUAUAAAACUCUGAGGCACCAAUGAUAGGAAUUUGUCACCCACAGGAAAUUUGGGAGGGGUUCGUGUCCUACUUCACAGAAAGGAAUCUAAACUGUCUCUCUUGUUCAGCAUUGUAUCUUCAGUGCCUAGCACAAGACUGAUACACAAUGAGUACUUGAUCAAUAAAAGUGGAAAUAUAGCUAUCAUCUAUCUAUA
Molecule: messenger RNA, 1886 nt
Organism: Neomonachus schauinslandi (Hawaiian monk seal)
Lineage: Eukaryota; Metazoa; Chordata; Mammalia; Carnivora; Phocidae
Gene: ZNF75D
Product: zinc finger protein 75D
Exons: 5
Coding region: 79-1647 (522 amino acids)
Biological process (GO): regulation of transcription by RNA polymerase II
Molecular function (GO): DNA-binding transcription factor activity, RNA polymerase II-specific; RNA polymerase II cis-regulatory region sequence-specific DNA binding
Source: RefSeq, a predicted model, not a curated record